AUGUCCUCUCAUCGACAGGUAAGACACCUUACCGCUUCUCACGAGUCAUAGCCCACUCCGAGGCACCGUCUCCCCCACCAACGUCAUCGACAUCACUCCCACUGAACUGACCCCUAACCCCUAACCCCUCACCUCGACUUCGAAUUUUCCCUUCCCCAUCCCACCAGAUCCUCACCCGCUGCCAACGCCUCAUCCCCCCUCUCUCCCCCACGCUUCACAAAGGACAAGCAGGUCGCAUCGCCGUCGUGGGCGGUUCACAGGAGUACGUCCACCCCCGGGGUGUGCCGUGCCGAUAUGGGAAGCGCGGCACGUCGAGCUGAUUCGAGUGACCGAUCUCUGAUUCGACGUCUAGUUAUUCGGGUGCACCGUUCUUCGCUUCCAUGACUACGCUGAGGUUGGUGAGUAUUCGUCAUUGGAGCUUGUUGAGCUCAAGGGUAGCUCAAGACUGACUGUGGGGCUCUACUCUCCGCCCUCGGGACUGGAUGUUCAGGGCGCCGAUCUCGCCCACGUGAUUUGUGAACCAUCAGCCGGAAGUAGGUCCCUUCAAAAAACAUGCAAUCCGCCUCAAAAGAAAAAACGAGUGCACCUCAUCUCAUCCUCCUCAUAUCCCAGACAUCAUCAAGACCUACUCCCCCGAUCUGAUCGUGCACACCGACCUCGUCCAAGACUCGUGAGUGCCCAAGCCAUCAAGUGACCGCCGUCGACGAGAUCCAUCAUGCUCAUCUCAGUGGUUUUCUGAUCCUGGACGUCACAGGACCGAAGCCACCUUGAUCAAACUAUUCGAAUCCCUUUUACCGCGACUGCACGUACUCGUCAUCGGACCGGGGUGAGACCAAACUCUUCCCUCAGAAACGCCACGUCCCAAAACUUAAUCCCCCUCCUUCACUGCACUCUUUCCACCAGACUCGGUCGCUCGAACCACAUGCAACUCGCCGCCCGAACGGCGAUCUCCCUCGCCCGUCAAAAAGGUCUCUUCAUCAUCAUCGACGCCGAUGGACUCUGGCUCGUUCAAUCGGAGCCCAAACUGAUCCAAGGCUACCCCAAAGCCGUAUUGACCCCUAACGUCGUCGAAUUCAAGAGGUUGUGCAAAGCCGUCGUGAGUUCGUUCCUUCCCUCGCGUAGCCCAGUCGGACCCUCCUCAACUAAAUUUGCGUACACGCGACCCCCCCACCGUCCCCAAGAACCUCGAUACCGAUUCUUCCACCUCGGACCCUUCUAAACUCGCCGGAAAACUCGCCAAGGCUUUGGGAGGUGUGACCGUACUUGAAAAAGGUACCGUCGAUCGAAUUGUGAAUUCGGACAAGGAAGAAGAAGCGUGGAUCAAUCGGACGAAGGGGAGUUUGAGAAGGUGUGGUGGUCAAGGGGAUGUGAUGAGUGGUGCGGUGGGCUGUUUCUUGGCUUGGGGUUUGAGUUAUUUACAGAGGCGACAAGGCGAGGGUUUAGGGGAAGAAAGGUGAGGAAGUGGACGAUUCCGAAUCGAGUAGGUUUGGUCAGGGAGAUUGACUGAAUGCGUACGAUUCUCCUUCACGUCCACAGUGAUCCCAUAACCGAAUCCGAAAUCCCUAGGCUCGCCGCUUACGCCGCAUCGACGAUCACUCGCACGGCUUCCCGUCUCACGUUCGAGAAGAAAAAGCGGGCGAUGCAGACCAGUGACAUGUUGAAUUUCGUAGGGCAGGCCUUUGAGGAAGUGUUCCCGGACAUGGUCUUAGAGGAAGAGCAGGAGGAAGGGGGAAAGGAUUCGCAGUAA
Molecule: messenger RNA, 1747 nt
Organism: Microbotryum saponariae
Lineage: Eukaryota; Fungi; Basidiomycota; Microbotryomycetes; Microbotryales; Microbotryaceae
Source: the annotation of a GenBank genome assembly